CCUGCCCCGGUGUCGGCUGGCUUCCCCACAGCCUCGAGAGGGCGGGCGGCUGAGGAGAAACGAGGCGAGGCUCCGGCGCGGGGCCUCCGCGGGCUUCCUGCUACGACGGGGCGGGGAUUUCCUGAGCGCCUCGGAGUUUCGCGGCGCCUUGCUUCCCUUUCGCUUUCUGCGCGCAAGUCCGAGGGAAGAAGUCUUUCUGAGGGGACGAGCCUCCUCCACUGGAAUCGGUGGCUGCGGCCGCCGCCCCUUCGCUUCCCGAGCAUGGCGGGGUCGCUGCCGCCGGCCGCCCCUCUGCCCAUCCACCGCCUCGAGGAGCCGCUGCUGAGGAGGCUGAGCGGCUCUCUGGACCGGUCGGCUCCGGGCAGAGGCUGGAGGGACUUGGCGCAGCUGGCCGGCAGCCACCGCGGCGUGAAGCUGAGUUCCCUGGAAUUGGAACAGUGUUCUCUCCAAGUUCUGGAGCCCGAAGGAAGUCCGAGCUGGAGUCUUCUUCAGCUAAUGGGAGAGAGAGGCUGCACUGUGUUGGAGCUGACAGAAUUGCUGCAGGCCUUAGAACACACUGAGGCACUUCAGUGUCUCAACCCCCCAAGUAUAAUUAUAGUUGCAGAACCAGAAUCUCAAGCUGUUCUAUCUGGCCAGACAGUGAAGCUAAGCUGCUGGGCAGCUGGUUAUCCAUUUCUUCAUUAUCAGUGGUUCAAAGAAAACAAAGCGGUUCCACGUGGCAAUACCCAAGAACUGGUGCUCAACCAAGUAACUGCAGAGGAUGCUGGAUUUUACAUAUGCCGAGUAAACAGUGACUAUACUUACCAGUUCAGCCAGUGGGCACAGCUAGAUGUCUGUGAAAUCCAAGGAGCUUGCCAUGGAAACUGUCCGGAUUUACCUGAAAAGAAAAUACAUAUUUACAUCCAUCCACAGUGCCAAAACCUGCUAGUAGGGGAAACGUUGAUUCUGCAGUGCGGAGCUAUAGGAAUCCCUAUGCCACAAUAUCAGUGGUACAGAAAUGGAUCUCCACUGCCUAAUGGGGAUAAAAAGGUCUAUAAGGUCUCCUGCAUAGACACCGAACACCAAGGUACAUAUUGGUGCCGUGUAUACAACAACCAAGACAAUCAAGAAAGCAGGAAGAUAAAAGUUGUUAUAGGUGGAAAAUCUAUUGCAGUAGAAUGCUCUGAAGAGGACUUAAGUGGCCUUGAAGGGCUUGAUCUUAAAGAACCGUCAACUGAAAGGCAAUUUGCGGUAGACAAAGUAGCGCUGCUGAUGGGAAACAUGAGCUAUUAUAAUCAUCCUAAGCUCAAGGCUCCGUUAGUGGAUGUUUAUGAGCUGACCAACCUGCUGAGGCAACUGGACUUCAAAGUGGUUUCUUUGCUGGAUCUUACUGAACCUGAGAUGCGGAAUGCGGUAGAUGAGUUCCUACUGCUGCUGGACAAAGGAGUAUACGGGCUAUUAUAUUAUGCUGGCCAUGGCUACGAAAACUAUGGUAAUAGUUUUAUGGUUCCUUUAGAUGCCCCAAAUCCCUAUCGAGCUGCAAACUGUCUGUGUGUACAAAAUAUUCUCAAACGGAUGCAAGAAAAGGAUACUGGCCUCAAUGUAUUUUUACUGGAUAUGUGCAGAAAAAGGAAUGAAUAUGAUAAUACCGUCCUCAUCUUGGAUGCCCUGAAGGUUACAGCUAACAUUGUUUUUGGAUACGCAACGUGUCAAGGAGCAGAAGCUUUUGAAAUUCAGGAGUCUGGCUUAGCCAAUGGCAUUUUCAUGAAGUUCUUGAAGGAACGCUUGUUGGAGGACAAGAAAAUUACUGUGCUGCUGGAUGGUGUAGCAGAAGAUAUGGGCAAGUGUCACCUUACCAAAGGCAAGCAGGCUUUGGAGAUUCGCAGCAGCUUAUCUGAGAAGAGAGCAUUAACUGAUCCUAUUCAGCAAACAGUAACGUCGGCAGAGUCAUUAGCGCGGAAUCUGCAGUGGGCAAAAGCUCACGAACUUCCUGAGAGCAUGUGCCUUCAGUUUGCCUGCGGUGUUCAAAUUCAGCUGGGUUUCGCAGCAGAAUUCUCCAAUGUCCUGAUUGUCUACACAAGCAUAGUAAAGAAGCCUUCUGAAAUCACUGUUUGCAAAGCUUAUGUUACAGAUUUUCCCCUUGACUUGGAUGUGGACCCCAAAGGGGCAAACAAGGGGACUCCUGAGGAAACCGGAAGCUAUUUGCUUUCAAAGAACUUGCCCAAACAUUGUCUCUACACUCGAAUAAGUUCUCUGCAGAAGCUAAAGGAAGACUUAACCUUCACAGUUUGCCUGCACUAUGAAUACACAGGAGUAGAUGAUGUUGUGGAUGAAAGGAAGGUGGUUAACAUUGGCAAGCCCCUCAUUGCAAGACUGCACAUUCAUCAAGGAUACAGAAAGAAUAGCUGUUUCCACAGCUUCUGUGGGCCUGACGGGCCUUGUUUCACCCACUCGCCUGGUGCAGAGGCAGCUGGAUAUAGCCCCUCUCAUCACAAUCACCAGCCACAUUGUUAUACAGGUUUCCCCCAGCAAAGCCCUGCUCACUCAGGAAGUGUUUUGCAACCGGUGAGGUGCCAGUGCAGUGUGUCUCCAAACAGGUUGGUCGCAUGGUCACCAACCUGGUCAUAUCCAUCCAAUUCGAACCAAAGCAACGUACCUGUGGAGACGACGGAUGACCUGGAAUCUGAUUUCUCAGGAAGCUUGAGGCUGUCUCAUCAACAGUAGUCAAAACUUCUGUGUGGCAGUUUAGCGGCAACAUUCCUCGGGCAGCGAUUUGCAGUGCUGCUUGUGUGUUUUGGAUUUUGGGGAAAGGGCAUUAAUAGGUCUCAUUGGGCAUCCCAUUUGAGUUCUGUUGAAUUAUUUAGCCAGGAUCCCAAGUUGUUGAGAUUAUGAGUUGGCACGUAUGUAUUUAGGAAAUCUUCUUGGACUACAGGAAAUUCCCAGUUAUUUUCCCGGAUAAGGAAACUGCAGGGCAUUUGCAAUACAGUAGUAAGAAAGAGUGAUUGACUUCAAGCCCAGCUAUGUAUCAUGGGAGAGUAUGUAUAUUCUCUUUUAACAUGUUGAAAACAAUCAGAACUGCAACAGUGUGUUGCAGUGUGAUGGUCUGCCUGUCCAGACUUCCAGCAUUUCUACCCCCCCCCCAUCAUUUCCCAUCCUCUUCUCCCUAACAGUCAGCAUUCCAUGAGGCACUGAGCACAUAUAGUCCUUUCUUGGGGUGGGGGCUCACUCACUUGGGGUUUUUACCUCUAGAAUUUUUUUCUGUAAAAACUUUGGGGUUCCUCAAGUCUACAUGGUGCUGCUGCUUUGGCUACAUAAGCAAUGAUAUAGCCUGAUACUGGAAGUAGAGCAGUGGUUGUUAGACAGACGCCCCGCCCCGCCCCCGGGGCAUCACUUGAAAAAUGCUGACGGUUUUGGUGAACUAUGUAAUGAUUUUUCUGCCAAUGGUUUUUAGUUGUAUUUUUUAUUGUUUUUUAUUUCUUCUGCAGGCAACCCCCGAUUUGCACGGGGUUUGCGUUCCUGCCCCCUCCCCCCCCCCCCGCCAGCAGAGUUUGCAUGAGGCAUAAGCCCACCCUAUUACACUCCUGAUCUGCCCUCAUGUUCCUUUUGACAUGUGUGCAAAAUGGUCACUGCCUGUUGCUCUUUUUUUGUAUUAACAACUUGCAUUCGAGUUGCAAUCAAUACAAUGAGAAAUGCAAUGCAAGGAAAAUGCAGUUAAAAAGCAAUUUGCAUAUUUAAUAUGAACAUGCCAUGGACCACCUGAGUGAAGCUCAUGGACCACUGAUGGCCCGCCAACCACAAGUAUGGGAACCUUCUGGCAUAGAGGGGAUGAUGUUCAGAGGAUGGCAGGAUACCACUGGAUAUCUGGUGCUUUUCCCAUGUGUCUAGAUGCAUGGGAACUGGACGAUGGACUGAACAGAAUGUUGCUCUCAUCCAUUGGUGAUAUUCUCAUUUCUGUUCUCUGGAAGUUCCCAAAUCUUUCCUCCCACAACAAGCACUGUACAAAAAACUUUUGAUUAAGUAAAAGCACCUGCAGAAUUUCUCUUAAGUCAUUUUGGAACCAGUUGUGUUUUACAUGAUCAAUGUCUGCAACCAGUUUAAAAGGGUAGGAAAGAGAUUCUUGUGUGAAUUAUAAAUACGUACACCCCAGCCUCUUUAACAGUCAACAAGAGUGAAUCAGCUUUACAGGUACUCCUCUCAUCUAAACUGUCAUUUUAAAAGGCCAGCAUUAUUAUUAUUAUUUUGUUCAUAAUUAUGUGCAAGGCAAUAAAUUCCUUUUUUAAAAUAUUUGUAUAUAUGUACUACAGUAUAUUCAAUAAGAAUUUUUUUAAAGUUCAGCAUUCCAUUCUCUUUAUGGGACUAAAGGGCCUGUGGUAUGUUAAAUUUAGACUCUUACCUGCAUUUCUGGGGGAAAGCUUUUAAUCUUUGAUGGAUUACUGUAUUUUAAUGAUUUGCUGGAAGCUGCCCAGAGUGGCUGGGGAAGCCCAGCCAGAUGGGCGGGGUAUAAAUAAAUAAAUAAAUAUAUUAUUAUUAUUAUUAUUAUUAUUAUUAUUAUUAUUAUUAUUAUUUAUUAUGGAAUACUAGGCAAACUGAGACAAUCUAUCCAAAACAAUGCUAACUAAACAAUAGCCUUUAUUCUAGAUUUCUGCAUCUUAGCACUGUGGAAUUUUGCAUGUGCUGACAAAUGUGCAGGAGAAUUAUGAUACGAGAGACAUAGCUGUAUUAAAGGGGAGACAGUCGGGAAGUGGUUAAGAAAGUCAGUAGACCGCCAUUGGGACUCUAGGAAGCAAGGAGGAAGAGAAGUAAAGGAACAACACCUUGCAAGGUUGAAUGGAAGUAGACACUUUGUUGAGGGAAUAGAUAAGUCAGUGGCAAGUCAAUCUGGAGACUGGAGAAGGUCUAAGGAGUGAAGGUCCAAGAAGCUGUCAGGAGUGGCAGACGAUUUAUCCAGAAAUGUGAUUUAGUUAUAUUUGUUUUAAAUGUUUUGUUGAUUUUAUAUUUGUUUUUCCUGGUGGUUUUAUGUAUAUUUGUUUUUAAUUGGUUUGGGUAUUUAAGUCAUGGUUUAUAUAUAAUUUGACUUUUGUACUGCUUGGGAGAAAUUUUUUGAGCAAGUGGGUUCAUACAUUUUCUAAAUAAUUGUCAAAAGGAAUUUAAAGAGGUUUUGUAUACCUGCCUUCCCUCUGAUGAACACAGCUUCUUUUGCCACUCCUCCUUCCAUGCCACUCUUCUCCUCUCAUUGUGUUUGGGUCUAGGGUAUAUCUUUCUCUCUUCCUGUGCUUGUAAGUGUAGUCAUAAGAGGCUACACUGGCCAGUUUUGGCCAUGUAAGAAGUGGGCUUCUGAAAGAGUUGGGCAGAGAAACAAUGAAAUGUGCAAAGCACUGCAGCCUCAGGGAUCUUUAUACAUCAUAUCCCCUUACCUUGAACAGUUGUCUGAUUACAGUUGGCCCAACCCCUCUCCUUGAUUUUGUUCAAGACCCCUAUUUAUAAUUCCGGAGGGGAAGAGGUUGUUGGUACGGAGGAAGAGGCACUUGAAGAAGAGACUAGAUGCUGGAACAAUAUUGGUUGUGGUCCAGGAAUAGGACUUGCAUGUCUGGUUGCUAAAAAUUAGGAUUCCAACUUGCAAUUCAGGGCAGUUCAUGGACAUUGAUGACUCGGGCAAUAGGAUGCAGAUAGCAUGUAUAUGUUGUUAGGCUUUCCAGACUGUGGUUCAGAAAACCCAAGUGGUUUUACUAAUAAGAGGAGGAAGAUUAACAACGCAAUCCUAUGCAGAUCUACUUGGAAGAAAGUCCUGUGGACUCCCAGGUCAACUUUGUGCAGGUUUGCUGCUUGAGUUAAUAAGAGAUUUGUUGUUGAUGGCAAGGGCAAGUUUUAAAUCUUCCUUAGUUUGGUAGUUGUCACUUUCUGAACUGGCCCCCAUGAAAUACCUUUACAUCUUCAGACUAACACAAUGAUUAAAUAUUUCCAAAAUGAGCUGGUCCAAUGGGAGGCACUUUCAAGGGCUCCUGUGGAUUUCCACAGCCUCCUAAGUGGCAGAGUUUUGCAGAAAUGGAGUGAUCCGUUCCGUAAACCCAGGCAAACAAUAGGUCCACCUAGAUAAGUAUUGUUUGCAGCAACUGGCAGCAGCCAUCCAGGGUUUCAGAAAUAGAUCUUGCCCGGACCUACUUGGAGAUGUCAGGGGAUGAAUCAGACCUUUCAUAUGGACGUAUAUUCUAGCAGUGAAUUAUGACCCCUGAAUUUGAGCAGGGAGGAACUAUACUGUGUGACGUAUUUACAUGCCUGAUAUCCAGGGCAAAACCUUGUGAGCUCCUCAGAAAAGAAGGGUUGUCUUUUCAUUUAGAUCAGGACAGACAAACAUCCAGCUUUCAUGCUUUUAGGUGGAAAGUAAAACCAUUCAUGAACAGUGUAUGUUUUGUGACGAUGCAAAACUUAAGAGACUGCUAUGCAACUGGUCUGAUAGCACUGCAUCACCCGAUGCAAGUCAGUGAUGCUGUCCUUGUGAUGUGGUGUAAACCAGAGCUUAUAGGGUUAACUGCUCUGCGGAAGUGCUUCCUGUGAAAUUGGGGGUUGUCUAUGUUCACUGUUUGUGAACUGUUAUUGGUUUCGUUUUCACCACGAACGGAGAAGCACAAUGCCGUGUCUUUCUCCGGGAUGAGAUAUUUACUGCUUUGUAAAUAAACUGCUUCUCAGACUAGAAGAAGUAUGUUUCCGGGCGUUUUGGGAGACCUGCGUCAAAAAUCAUCACCUGUGCUGCUUCCUGAAGCGUUCUAUUCUGAGUGUAAAGGUGUCAGAACUCCCACGGAGACAAGCUUUGUGAAAGACAGCCAGGUAGGGGACAAGGCUGAGUUUGAGAGUCCCGAUGUCUCUCAGUCAGCUCUAGGGAGUCUGUUGUAUCUCUCCCAAUGGAGCAGACCAGAUAUAGCUUUUGCUGUAAACUUGCUCAGCAGAGAAGCUACAAAGCCUAGUGUGCAUGCCUGGAAUGGCAUCAAGAGAGUGUUGAGGUAUUUGCAGGACACCAAAGAUUUCUGUCUCAAGUUGUCUUCAGAGGGUGAGCCCCAGCUCACAUGCUGGACGGACUGCAAUUGGGCCAAUUUGGAGGACAAGAAAUCUGUGUCAGGUCUGGUAGUGAAAUUUGGAGAAUCUCAAAUUGGUUGGAGGUCUAGAAAGCAAAGUCUCAUUGCACUUUCCUCUACAGAAGCCGAAUUCAGUGUGUUGUCUGAAUUGUUCAGAGAAUUAGAGUUCUACCGAUGUUUGGUCCAAGAGACCUGUGGUGAUUGUGGCUUGCCCAUCACUGUUUGGGAGGACAGUAAACCAUGUCUGAAGUUGGCAGAGUCUGGCCAGUUUAAGGCCAGAAUCAAACAUUUGGAUAUUCGGUUUCGAAAUGUGUGUCAGGAUGUUCAAUCAGGCUUGGUUAAGCUGAAGUACUGUCCAAGUCAGAAGAACCUUGCAGAUGGGUUCCACUAAACCUUUGAGCUUCCAAAGGCAUGGGGAGUUCUGUGAAGGAUUGGUUUUGGGGUAAGUUGGGUAUACUUACUGUUCCCCCAACGGUACAGGAUGAGAGGGGGUAUGAUGUGGUGUAAACCAGAGCUUAUAGAGUUAACCGCUCUGCGGAAGUGCGUCCUGUGAAACUGGGGAGUUUCUAUGUUCACUGUCUGUUUGUGAACUGUUAUUGGUUUCAUUUUCGCCACGAACGGAGAAGCACAAUGCCAUGUCUUUUUCUGGGAUGAGAUAUUUACUGCUUUGUAAAUAAACUGCUUCUUAGACUAGAAUAAGUACUUUUCCGUGCCUUAUUCCUCCUGCUGACCACACGUCCGCUGUGCAGGGCUUCUGUGAAGAUACUCUGCUAUAUCGGGAGCCCAGAAGAAGGGGGGCCAGCAGUGAAAGCGCAGGGAAGUCUGCUGGAUGCCAUUAUCACCCGGUCUCACUAGCUAUGGAGGGUCGUUAUCCCCAUAGCUGCUUUUGUAAUGGCUUUGGGCCAGGGGUCAGCAAACUUUUCCAGCAGUCCCUCAGACCUUUCCACUGUCCCUCAGACCUUGUGGGGGGCCGGACUAUAUUUUGAAAAAAAUAUGAACGAAUUCCUAUGCCCCACAAAUAACCCAGAGAUGCAUUUUAAAUAAAAGGACACAUUCUACUCAUGUAAAAACAUGCUGAUUCCCAGACUGUCCGCGGGCCGGAUUUAGAAGGAGAUUGGGCCGCAUCUGGCCCCCGGGCCUUAGUUUGGGGAUCCCUGCUUUGGGCCAAGCCAUUUAACAACAGUCCUUUGCUUUCAGAGCAGAAGAAUGGCUCUUAGAAGCACUUCUCCAUCUCUAGUCACAAUCAGUUCAAGAGCCCCCCCCCCUUGAUUAGUGUGGAGCUUGCAUUGCCAUGGUAACUAUUCUCUUCCCAUACUUUUUGGCACUUGGAAAAACUCAUUGGUUUCUUCCCACGAUCUAAGAGAUUGGAGCACUGUUCAGUGGCCUUGCAAGAUUAGCUCUGUAAUGACAGAAACAAAGAGAUUGCUUCUGUCACUAUGGGCCUUAAUCUUGCACUGCACUGAACUUCCUGCUCUAGUGAACCCUGCAAGCCCAAUGGCCAAUAAAUAUUUAUUGCUUGUAACCACAAGCCAUUGCAAAUGCAGUAAAAGACCUAUUAGCAUAGGCAUAAUACAUGAAUAAGUAUACACUCUGCUUAAAAUGCAAUCAACAUUAAAACUUCCUGGGGUUAGAUUUAGCUUGCUCAAAUUAACAAGUCACUGACAGUUCACUGAAAGAUUCUCACUUGGAUUUUUCCGCUGUAGUUGCAUAUAGUGCAGCUUGAUAGGAUAUUUCCUCCUAUGAGUUGGAUAACAGGUCAAUGAGUGUGUUGUGUGCACUGGUCACCCACUCCAUUGCAUGCAAUAUCAUCAUCAUCAUCAUUUUUAAUUUGUAUACCGUAUAGGGACCAAGGUGGUGCUGUGGUUAAACCACUGAGCCUAGGGCUUGCUGAUCAGAAGGUCGGCGGUUCGAAUCCCUGUGACAGGGUGAGCUCCCGUUGCUUGGUCCCAGCUCCUGCCAACCUAGCAGUUCAAAAGCACAUCAAAAUGCAAGUAGAUAAAUAGGAACCGCUACAGCGGGAAGGUAAACGGCGUUUCCAUGUGCUGCUCUGGUUUGCCAGAAGCGGCUUUGUCAUGCUGGCCACAUGACCUGGAAGCUAUACGGCGGCUCCCUCGGCCAAUAAUGCGAGAUGAGUGCGCAACCCCAGAGUCGGUCACGACUGGACCUAAUGGUCAGGGGUCCCUUUACCUUUACCGUCUUUCUAUCUUACAAUACUCAAGGCAGUUUACAAGCUGAAGAAACAAAAAAUGUACAUCUUAUAACAAUCUAAUGCAAUACAAAAAUGUGAUAAUAAAACAUAGCUUUAAAAUAAGCAACCUACAUCAAAAAAUUUGUCUUUUGUCUUACUACAAAAGAAUUUCAGAAAUAGACUGGAAAGAGAAGUUGCUGAAUUACAACUUAUCACCAAGCUCAAAACCAUGGAGGGACCUGGUUUGAACAGAGAUAUCGGAUUCUUAUCUCAUUAUACACGAUAAGCGAUCUUCAGCCAUCUCAACCCUUGCUUUUUCAUGCAAAACCAUUUGCAGUCGUUUUCGGUCAUCAACAGCUAUCAGUCAGUCAAUCACCCACUUCCACCACCCUUCUGAGUG
Zootoca vivipara (common lizard) is the source of this 9634-nucleotide messenger RNA. It is a transcript of the gene MALT1, whose product is annotated as MALT1 paracaspase. Gene Ontology annotation, biological process: T cell receptor signaling pathway; innate immune response; B cell activation. Gene Ontology annotation, molecular function: cysteine-type endopeptidase activity. The record is from RefSeq and is a predicted model, not a curated record. NCBI's taxonomy places the organism in Eukaryota, Metazoa, Chordata, Lepidosauria, Squamata, Lacertidae.